Molecule: messenger RNA, 1349 nt
Organism: Psammomys obesus (fat sand rat)
Lineage: Eukaryota; Metazoa; Chordata; Mammalia; Rodentia; Muridae
Gene: Srgn
Product: serglycin
Exons: 4
Coding region: 199-681 (160 amino acids)
Biological process (GO): secretory granule organization; negative regulation of bone mineralization
Cellular component (GO): secretory granule
Source: RefSeq, a predicted model, not a curated record
UCCCACUUGAGGAAGGAGAAACGCAGCAGAUCCCAUUGCAGCCCAGGGAGGCCAGGCCCAGGCAGAGGGACAGGAAACUGUGACGUGUGUUCUUGGGCAGGGUCUGAGGUUUUGGAACCUUUUUCUAAAAGGGACAGAGAGAGCACCCUGCUGCAUUUGCUAAUCGAGAGGCUGGCGUGCUGGGCUGAGCUGGUCAGGAUGCGGCAGGUCCUCGUGGGCAGCAGGCUUGUCCUGGCUCUCGCCUUCAUCCUGGUUUGGGGAUCUUCAGUUCAAGGUUACCCUGCUCGGCGAGCCAGGUACCAGUGGGUACGCUGCAAGCCUGAUGGCGUCUCUGCCAACUGCAUCGAGGAGAAGGGACCGGUCUUCGACCUAAUGGCUGAUGAAUCCAGCAACAUUGGUCCUCCACUGACCGAUCCUGUUCUGACGAGAAGAUUCCCGAAUGAUUUCUUCCCUAUUUCUGAAGACUACUCUGGGUCCGGCUCCGGCUCAGGCUCUGGUUCAGGUUCCGGCUCCGGUUCCGGUUCCGGUUCCGGUUCCGGCUCAGGAAAUGGUUUUCCAACUGACAUGGAAUGGGAAUACCAGCCAAGGGAUGAAAGCGAUAUUGUCUAUUACAACUAUAGGCCUUUAGACAGGAUGCUCCCAGAGGAAAACCAAGAGCAAGUAGAAGAUUUCAUUGUAUGAAAGUGACCGUUUCCGUUCCCAACCCCCCACGGAACAAUGUAUUCAGUAUACUUUGUGUACCACGUUUAAAUGAUCAGUCUCAGGAUAAAGAGUUUUACAGAAAUUUAAAAUGCCUGGAAAAGACUCUUAAAUCCUGUAUCCUUUCCUCAUUAAUUCGUAAGGAAUUAUGCCUUAACCCUUUUAUCUACUUUAUUGUUCUGGAAAAUAUCCACAUUUAUGUGUGUAUUGAAUCAACAUUAUGAAAUUAACGUACACUUUAGUUAUUAUACAAUAACUUAAAAAAGCCAUGCUGUUUCUGAAAAAUUCAAUUUGAAUAGCAAAUUGAUGAAUAACAUUUCAUACCUAAAAUGUUCAGGAACCGGACUUGCAUUGUGAAUUACAGAUAUACUCCUUCAUAUGAUUUAAAAUAAAAUAGAACACAGUGACCUCAUAUGGUGGCUCUGUGACAUGGUUUGCGGUGAAGGCUUCUAUUGUGCUAUGGCCAUUGGAUGUGAUUGAUGGGCAAGUAGUGAAUGUUCUUUAUCUAAAAAUUCUGUGCGUUGUAUAGUUAGAAACUUAGCACUCAAGUAACAUACCGUUUUGGUCUCAAUGCCUCAUAAUGCUUUGCAGUUUCCUAGAUGCCUGCUUAUUUUCAAAUGUUACUCCAUUAAAGCAAAGAUAUAAUCAAA